AUGGGGUACGGCAUUGACGUGAAAAAGAAGUUGAAAAUGAAGGAUAAAGCUGAUGUUGUUGAAGCAAUAGUGGGUGAAUUGGUUCUUAAGUUGCACGAACCAACGAUCAAUACCGAAGGCUACCGAGUCCAUUUGGAUACAGUGGUCGCUACAAUGUUACGUACUCAUUUUAUGGACCAAGUACAGGCAGAAAAAGGACAGGAUGAGACAAGAAUGACCGUCAAAGGGCCAUUAAGUCUCGGCGUGAAUUUGUUUACGUGUUUACCAGCCGAACAACUGGAUGAAACAACGGGAAAGGUGAUCGUAACAAACGGAACACUUUUUGACACGGAUGAUACAAACAAAACACCAUAUGGAAAUCUUUUAGACGAGUAUAAACGAGACAAGGAAAAAGAGACAGAGGGUCCUGUCUUGCCUGAUUACUAUACAAAAAGGACUUGUAAUACGGUAGAAAAUGACAAACUAGUGGACAAGAUGGCGACUAUCAAUUGUAUUCAAGUGGCCAUGAUGCAGAUGGAUACUAACCAUAUUUUACGCACAUCAAGGGAGAUUUUUCAAGUGUUUAAGAUUUAUGGCAUGGCCGUCCUUUCGGAACGAACGAGUUUGUCGUUGGCAGUACCACAUGUAUCCUUGAAGUCUCAAGAGCACAUUAAAUGCUCGAAUAUUGUUACACCAGCAAGACUUACACGUCAAAGGCAGCUUAUACUCUCGGUGGCAAACCUUGCAGCAUGUGCGACUCGGUUGGGAAUUGCAGCACCAGUUGGUCGAGAUGUAGAUAUUGAUGAUGAUGAUGAUGAAAAAGUAGCUGCAUGGCGAUUGCAAGAAGAACAUGGGCUUGCAAAUACUUUACGUGCUUUUGUAGGCUUUCACAGCGCUGUAACUAUCACAUCGACCUCUGCAAUUCGCCAUAGCAAUGAACUAGUGGACACUAUUUGCACGGCACUGUACGAUGCAGCCUUUCCCAGUCGAACGGAAUCGAGUGCUUCUGCAUUGCGGUCGUCUAAGAUCCCUGAGAGAGAACCACUGAUGGCGAUGAUGCAAUCAGUGCACGAGGCGCGAUUGUUCAUGAGCAGCAAGACGUGUGAGAGUUUGCACAAACAAGGGGAGAGACCAGUAUCUGAUGCAGCGUUGAAUCGUGAGCGAAAUCUAUCGAAGUCAUCGCUCUUGUUCCGACAGUAUGGCUCCAAUAUGCUCAAAGAUUUUUUAGAGACACAGAACAAGGAGCAAGAAGCGCAGCAAAAGGAAACAGCGUUUGCAUCACCGACACGACGAAAGAAGAAACCCAAGCAGAAAAAGCUAGCUGACAGUUUGGCUGCCAAAGCAGGAUGCAUUACUCAAAAUCUCGAGCGUUUCCUACAUCGUCGAUUUCUUUUCUGCCUUGAAGAAAUUGUGGUACUGUUUGCACAGCAUAAAACGGAAGCUUGCCGAGCGCAGAUCACCGCAUUUCAACACGACCUUGUGCCGUGUGUAGAUGAGUUGAAUUUCCGAAAGUGGGAGGUCUCGACAAGUACACUGACGUUGGCGAUGCGAGACAGCUUUUUCAGGAUGUUGCUGCACGACAUUUGCCAGUUUCACGCCAUCAUAUCGUCAAGCAGGAACACGCGGGACGGAAAUCGGAUCACCCAGCUUCGACUGCCGCUUCAUUACACGUGGGCAAACAUUGACGCUCGGGUCACCUCGGAACAACACGCUCUCGUCUAA
Messenger RNA from Peronospora farinosa, 1701 nucleotides. The record is from the annotation of a GenBank genome assembly. NCBI's taxonomy places the organism in Eukaryota, Oomycota, Peronosporomycetes, Peronosporales, Peronosporaceae.